Messenger RNA from Chlamydomonas reinhardtii, 2056 nucleotides. RefSeq lists its product as uncharacterized. The transcript has a single exon. Gene Ontology annotation, cellular component: box C/D methylation guide snoRNP complex; small-subunit processome; nucleolus. Gene Ontology annotation, molecular function: rRNA methyltransferase activity; histone H2AQ104 methyltransferase activity; RNA binding. The record is from RefSeq and is a predicted model, not a curated record. Gene Ontology annotation, biological process: rRNA methylation; box C/D sno(s)RNA 3'-end processing. Bases 130 to 1077 code for a protein of 315 amino acids. Lineage: Eukaryota; Viridiplantae; Chlorophyta; Chlorophyceae; Chlamydomonadales; Chlamydomonadaceae.
CAACGCCCAACCCAUUCGUUAUAAUAGAGGUUUGCCACUGACAUUACAAGUCAUUCAGUUGUGCUAUUCACGAGAAAAUAAACCCCAUUCUCUACAGUAAGCACUUGAGUUCUUCCGCAACCUAGCAACAUGGGCUUCGGUGACCGCGGUGGUGGCCGUGGUGGACGUGGCGGUGGCUUCGGUGGUCGCGGCGGUGGUCGCGGUCGCGGAGACGGCGGCCGAGGUGGCUUCGGUGGCGGCCGGGGAGGCGGCCGCGGCGGUGGCCGCGGUGGUGGCUUCGGCGCCCGCGGUGGUGUUGCCAAGCGCGGUGGAGCCCGUGGUGGUGGCCGCGGUGGCGGCCGCGGUGGCAUGAAGGGCGGCGCGAAGGCAAUUAUCGAGCAGCACCGACAUGACGGAGUUUUCAUCGCUCGCGGCAAGGAGGACGCUCUGGUCACCCGUAACCUGGUGCCCGGUGUUAGCGUUUAUGGCGAGAAGCGCAUUGCUGUGGAGAACGACGGCGAGAAGGUUGAGUACCGCGUCUGGAACCCCUUCCGUUCCAAGUUGGCUGCCUCCAUUCUGGCUGGUGUCGACAACAUUUACGUCAAGCCCGGCAGCAAGCUUCUGUACCUGGGCGCUGCGUCUGGCACCAGUGUUUCGCACUGCUCGGACCUGGUCGGCCCCGAGGGCGCCGUCUACGCCGUCGAGUUCUCGCAUCGCAGCGGUCGCGACCUGGUGAACAUGGCUAAGCAGCGGCCAAACGUCAUCCCCAUCAUUGAGGAUGCUCGCCACCCGCAGAAGUACCGCAUGCUGGUGCCCAUGGUGGAUGUCGUCUUCGCCGAUGUCGCCCAGCCGGACCAGGCCCGUAUCGUGGGCCACAACGCCCAGUACUUCCUCAAGAACGGCGGCAACUUCGUCAUCUCCAUCAAGGCCAGCUGCAUUGACUCCACGGCGCCCCCGGAGGCCGUGUUCGCGCGCGAGGUCAAGAAGCUGCAGGAGAUGCAGCUCAAACCCAAGGAGCAGGUGACGCUGGAGCCCUACGAGCGCGACCACGCCAUGGUCGUGGGCGUCUACCGCCCCGCCGGCAAGAAGAAGGAGUAAGCGUCUCACGGGCUGGGCCAGGCAGCGCAUGCAACUGCAGAGUGGCGGUGUGCGGCGGGCAGGGGCUUGGCGGCGGCGAUGCAUGGCGCCGCAGCCUCUGCUCCUCUGCUGUCAGGCUGCGCGCAUCUAGCGGAGCAGCAGCGACCGCCGCCAUGGCUGUAUGUGCGCUUGGUUCGCAUUGAUGGGCGCGUGGGAAUACCGGGUUCCGGAGUCGGGAUGCCUGGUGGGGCGCGGGGGGUUAGGGGUAGGUAUUGAAGCAUACGGCUCACGGCACAAGGUGGUGCGUGGGUGAUUGCACACAUGUCGCGUCUGCUGUGCGCACAUGGUGAGCACUAGUCUAGUUCGGGGCUUGGCCACCCCCGUUUACCCACGUUUGUGUGUGUCAAUGAUUGACUGUUAACGCAAGUUGCCGAAGUAAGGCAAGCAGCAGACAAGGGCCAUCUGACAGUUCUGACAGCAUUGAAGUGACCUCGUGUGUGACACCACAGUUUAGAUGUGUGUGACUCUGUGCAAUACUGACUGAGCUGGGACAUGGAGGUGCGGAAGGCCACUUCGGACACGCAUGAUACCAAGGCCGCAACGUGUUUCUUUUUUUGCGGUUGAGCAGGAUUGGGGAGCAGGUGGCGCAGAACGAGCUAUGAGCGCAUGAGGUGGAAGUGAUGGCAGUUGCAGUGGAGGAUUGAGGUGCAAGGAUUUUGCACGCCCGUCGCAGGCGUGCCUCGAAGAAGAGUAACAGGCAAAUGAGCAUGGCAAGGUCGCGCGUGUCUUGGGGAAGGGGUGAAGGCAGCUGGGGCUUUCGGGCGGAGGAGGCGACUGGGACACAGCGGGGCAGGGCGAGGGUGCAGCACGACAGGCAACAGGCUCUCGUGCCGUCGGUUCUUGCGAUCGCAGCAGCGUUAGGUGAUGGGCGUAAAGCGUACAUGGACUGGGACGGUAGCAGUCGGGCGGGUCAGGGCAAGGGGGAGCUUCAGCGCACAUC